AUGGCGCUGCCCUUUGCACGCUGCUGGAGCUCGUGCCGCUGGGGAGCCAAGCGAUGGGGGGUCCCUGCCGGCCAAGCCCGGAGAGGCAUCAGUUUCAAACUGGAAGAAAAAACUGCCCACAGCAGCCUGGCACUCUUCAGAGGAGACACAGGUGUCAAAUACGGCUUGGUGGGACUGGAACCCACCAGGGUGGCCCUGAACGCGGAGCGCUUCCGGGAGUGGGCGGUGGUGCUCGCCAACACCACGGUCACCAGCGGCAGGCACUACUGGGAGGUCACAGUGAAACGCUCCCAGCAGUUCCGGAUAGGAGUGGCAGAUGUGGACAUGUCCCGGGACAGCUGCGUCGGCGCUGACGAUCGUUCCUGGGUGUUCUCCUAUGCCCAGCGCAAGUGGCACAGUAUGCUGGCCAACGAGAAAGCCCCGAUUGAGGGUAUUGGGCAACCAGAGAAAGUGGGACUGCUGCUGGACUAUGAGGCCAAGAAGCUGAGCCUGGUGGAUGUGAGUCAGACCGCCGUGGUGCACACACUACAGACCGACUUCCGAGGCCCAGUGACCCCUGCCUUUGCUCUUUGGGAUGGAGAGCUGCUAACCCACUCAGGACUAGAAGUGCCCAAGGGCCUCUAAUGCGGCCGUUACCCAAGUCCCUUAAUCAUGCGUUCUGUUCAGAGAGUUUAACGUCGUUUUACAUUGCCUCAAGCAGCUGGUAGCUCUCACAAUUCCGUUGGGAUCCCUUGUGCAAUACUUUAGCCAUCUUCCUCUGGUCCCUACUCUGUGAAAGCUAGGUAUGCAGCCAAACUCUGUCCUCCUCACAUUACUGCCAGUUUUCUAGAGCAUCAGGUGAAUUUUCUCAAGUUGCUUCCUUGAGUCCUUCUGCUCGUGCCCAGGUAUCUUAGACCGCUCACUCUCGGGGGCCCCAGGGGGUCCUGUCUUUCAGCCACUACCUUCCCCUUACCCACAUGUAACUUGUUUGGGGGUUUACCAGCUUCUCCUGAGUAAAUGCUUUCUACCUCUGGCUGGAGGACUGGUGGCCUUUUCUCUUACCAGAUUCUUGGGUGCUGGCCCCUUCAGGAGACCGGCACCACACGUUGGUCCUACACAGAUGCAGCUAUCAUCGAACUCUUGAGUCAUCUGUCUUCUCUGCACCACCUCUCAAACCCAGCCAGUUCUUGUCAUAACCAUUGUGCCAGUUACAGCUGUGACCAAAGGGGAAGAGACACCAGGGGAUAUGUAUAGGGCUGUGGUGCCAGAGACUCCUACCUUUGAGAAGUUCCAUCUGCAUAUGUGCCACAGUUGGGAGCUUCGGAGAAAAGAGGGGCGUUCUACAUUACCCAUGUCGGAGCCGUUCAGAUCCCAAAUCCCCACCACUCCCCCCUUGGCCACAGAAUAUUCUUAAUCAAAGCAGUAUUUUGGGUUGAGGAAACCCUGGUGGAAGAGACGAAUACGUGUGUGGAGUCUGUAUCGUUUGGGCUAUGUAUGACCGUGAUUCUGUCCUUAAUUAUCUAUGAUGGUGAUGAAACUGGAUAGCCUUAAGGGAUAGAGAGAAUGACUAGAUUUAGCAAAGAAAGAAAAAACUGAUGUAAUUAAAGUUUAUUCGAACACAAAA
Molecule: messenger RNA, 1603 nt
Organism: Phodopus roborovskii (desert hamster)
Lineage: Eukaryota; Metazoa; Chordata; Mammalia; Rodentia; Cricetidae
Gene: Spryd4
Product: SPRY domain containing 4
Exons: 2
Coding region: 1-624 (207 amino acids)
Molecular function (GO): protein binding
Source: RefSeq, a predicted model, not a curated record